This is a messenger RNA of Hemiscyllium ocellatum (epaulette shark), 2886 nucleotides long. Its product is annotated as frizzled-3. Gene Ontology annotation, biological process: non-canonical Wnt signaling pathway; canonical Wnt signaling pathway. Gene Ontology annotation, molecular function: Wnt receptor activity; Wnt-protein binding. The transcript is spliced from 8 exons. The record is from RefSeq and is a predicted model, not a curated record. NCBI's taxonomy places the organism in Eukaryota, Metazoa, Chordata, Chondrichthyes, Orectolobiformes, Hemiscylliidae. Bases 453 to 2456 code for a protein of 667 amino acids. Gene Ontology annotation, cellular component: plasma membrane.
CGAAGAACGGUCGGGGAUGGAGAUCGGUUUGUGGUGAACGAUGCUACUGGAAGAUUUCACUGACAUCAUGCUGCAGGUCACAAGAAAACCCUGGAACUUGGGGAAGAAUCUUCAGAAACAGAAUGGGAGACAUUAUGUGGGAAUGUUGUUAAUUAACUCAGACUGAGAUGGACAACAAAAUAAACCUGUUGAAUACCAGAAUCUAAUUUUAGCAGUUUGUUAAGGAAGCAAAAUUACUUUCUGUAUGAGAAAAAUGCUGAGAACUACUCCUGAUGAGAUCCAGAAAGCCAUGAGUGAAAGAGAGGUCAGAUCAAGUUUCAGAGUUUUCAACGGAAUGGUGGUUUGAGCAAGCUAACAAAGGAAAUUUAAAAACACAAACAUUCAAUCAGCAAACCUGUUUUUCUUCCUUCCAUCAGCAAGAAAAGGAGUUUUUAGUGUUGAAUAUUGCUGUCAUGGCUGUGACUGUUGGAGAAAUGUUGUGGACACUUUGUGCAUUGUCUGUUCUUUUGGGACGGGGUGGUGGCCACAGUAUGUUUGCCUGUGAACCCAUUUCCCUGAGAAUGUGCCGUGACCUGCCUUACAAUAUGACAUUUAUGCCAAAUCUCCUGAAUCACUAUGACCAGCAAACUGCAGCCCUGGCUAUGGAGCCAUUCCAUCCUCUUGUAAACUUGGAAUGUUCCAGGGAUCUACAGCCGUUCCUAUGUGCAAUGUAUGCCCCUGUUUGCACAGAGUAUGGACGUAUUACACUGCCAUGUCGUAAACUCUGUCAGCGAGCAUAUCUGGAGUGCAAUAAGCUGAUGGAGAUGUUUGGAGUCAUGUGGCCAGAGGAGAUGGAGUGUAUAAAAUUUCCAGACUGUGAUGAAGCCUAUCCACGCCAGACUGACUCUAUUUCAGGUGGUGAUCCCACAGAGGAGGCCCCAAUGGCAGUGCAGAGAGACUAUGGUUUUUGGUGCCCACGGGAAUUGAAAAUUGAUCCUGAACUUGGCUAUUCCUUCCUAGGGGUCACAGAUUGUUCACCACCCUGUCCUAACAUGUACUUCAGACGUGAAGAACUUUCUUUUGCAAGGUACUUCAUCGGCGUGAUCUCCAUCGUUUGCUUGUCUGCUACACUCUUCACCUUUCUCACAUUCCUUAUUGAUGUGAAGCGAUUCCGCUAUCCAGAACGGCCAAUCAUAUUUUAUGCAGUCUGUUACAUGAUGGUAUCCUUGGUGUUUUUUAUUGGGUUUCUUCUAGAAGACACAGUUGCAUGCAACAGAAAUGAUCCUUCAGUUUAUAAAGCAUCUACAGUGACACAAGGUUCCCACAAUAAGGCAUGUACUAUGCUAUUUAUGAUACUUUACUUCUUCACAAUGGCAGGCAGUGUCUGGUGGGUGAUCCUGACUAUCACGUGGUUUUUGGCUGCUGUUCCCAAGUGGGGCAGUGAAGCCAUAGAGAAGAAAGCACUGCUGUUCCAUGCAAGUGCUUGGGGGAUCCCAGGAACUCUCACGAUCACUCUCCUUGCCAUGAACAAAAUUGAAGGAGACAACAUCAGUGGUGUUUGCUUUGUUGGACUGUAUGAUAUUGAUGCACUGCGAUAUUUUGUUUUAGCUCCUCUCUGUCUCUACGUGGUGGUAGGUGUUUCUUUGCUACUGGCAGGUAUAAUAUCUCUGAAUCGUGUAAGGAUUGAAAUCCCACUAGAAAAAGAGAACCAGGACAAGUUGGUGAAGUUCAUGAUCCGUAUUGGUGUAUUCAGUGUUCUCUACCUUGUGCCGCUCCUUGUGGUAAUUGGAUGUUACUUUUAUGAACAAGCAUUUCGUACUGUAUGGGAGACGACAUGGAUUCAGGAACGCUGUCGUGAAUACCAUAUUCCCUGCCCUUACCAGGUUACCCAGGUGAGCCACCCUGAUCUUAUUCUCUUCCUUAUGAAAUAUCUGAUGGUGCUGGUUGUUGGAAUUCCUUCUGUAUUCUGGGUUGGCAGUAAGAAGACCUGCUUUGAAUGGGCCAGCUUCUUCCAUGGACACAAGAAGAAAGAUUCUGUAAAUGAGAGCCGCCAAGUACUGCAGGAACCCGAGUUUGCACAAUCAUUGUUGAGAGACCCCAACACCCCAAUCAUCCGCAAAUCCCGAGGUACCUCUACACAAGGAACCUCUACUCAUGCCUCUUCACAGCAGCUUGCCAUUAUGGAUGACCAAAGGAGCAAGGCCGAUAGUGUCCACAGUAAACUCAGCAGUUACCAUGGCAGUCUGCACAGAUCAAGAGAUGGCAGAUAUACACCAUGCAGUUUCAGAGGUUUGGAUGAGCGGUUGGUGCAUGGUAGUCUGCCGAGGCUCAAUGACCAAUCCCGGCAAAGCAGCCAACACCGCCUGAAUGAUCAGUCCCGGCAAAGCAGCAUCAGGGACCUGACAAACCCAGCAACUCAUAUUACGCACGGUACCAGCAUGAACCGGGUCAUUGAGGAAGACUGCACAAGUGCCUAAACAUAACCUCCUUUCCAAGGCAAAACAAAGGAGGCAAAGGGAAGAUGGGUAAAGCCAUUUACAAGAGAGAAUUUGUUUAGUGGCAGUUGUUACAAUAGGUCAAUGGCAGAUAAAUAGAUAAAGGUCUUGUUAAUUGCAGUUUCAUUUAUUGUCACUAAUGUUGGGAAGGAGGUUUAAAUAGUUACUGACAUAAACAUGAUGAACUCCUCUUUGGAACAACAAACGUUUAGAUGUAUUUUAACUGUCACAAUCAACGUAAAGGCGAGAAAGAAGGAAGUUCAAGGUGGCAUCUCAUUCCUGACAGAGAGCUGUUCGUUUUGGCUACUCUGUAAAACUGGGCAGGUAGGAAGCUUGUCUUCAAGGACAAUGAUAUGAUCCAUAAUGUAAAAAAACAAACUUCUUUUUAUAUCAUUGCUGAGACAUCUUUAAA